Messenger RNA from Recurvomyces mirabilis, 504 nucleotides. It is a transcript of the gene SFT2, whose product is annotated as protein transport protein sft2. NCBI's taxonomy places the organism in Eukaryota, Fungi, Ascomycota, Dothideomycetes, Mycosphaerellales, Teratosphaeriaceae. The coding region runs from base 1 to 504 and encodes 167 amino acids. The record is from RefSeq and is a predicted model, not a curated record. The transcript is spliced from 4 exons. Gene Ontology annotation, cellular component: membrane. Gene Ontology annotation, biological process: vesicle-mediated transport.
AUGGACAAUGGCUUCAGUAUUAUUCUUGAGCUCCUGGGCGGUGCUGAUGGGUCCGAUGGUGUACGAUCCGGGGCGUGGCUUGCAUAUCCUCGCGCAACCGAUCGCCUGCUGACGUCGGACAUUCGAACAAUAGCGCGGCAUCUCGUCUCGGCAGAAAGACUGCCCUUCACCGCGACAUAUUUUGGCAGUAUUGCGUUGACGCUCUACUUUGCCCUCGGACCGCCUUCGUAUCGUGGCGAUCGACCAGUCGGCGUGCAAGAUCUUAGCUCGAGCUGUGGAGCUGUCACAAGCUCUCCCAUGAUGGACCCUUUAAUCGGACAAUGCCGCCGCUGCCGCCUACCGAAUGCUAAUCUUCACAGUACGAUCCUCACAUUGUUCUCGUCGAUCGUGCAAAGCGUGGCGCUGGUGUGGUAUCUGGUGUCUUACUUCCCGAUGGGCUCGACAGGUCUCCGAUUCGCAGCCAAUUUUGGUGGCAAUCGUAUCGCUGCUUGGAUGAAUGGAUGA